Camellia sinensis is the source of this 1203-nucleotide messenger RNA. RefSeq lists its product as uncharacterized. Lineage: Eukaryota; Viridiplantae; Streptophyta; Magnoliopsida; Ericales; Theaceae. The record is from RefSeq and is a predicted model, not a curated record. Gene Ontology annotation, molecular function: RNA-DNA hybrid ribonuclease activity; nucleic acid binding.
AUGGAAGGUGAAGCCCGGCAGUCGUGGGAUGAGGUAAAACUUCGAAAUCUAGUUUCUGACGCGGACUGUGAUGCCAUCCUUUCCGUACCGGUUGCGUUGCUGGAAGGACAUGACACUUUGGUGUGGCACCAUGAUUCCAAGGGUUGCUACUCAGUGAAAUCGGGGUACCAAAAGGCGGUGAAGCAAGCGCAUGCACGGACAAAUUUACCUGGAUCUUCCGUAGACUGGUCUGCGAAAGAGUGGAAGAUUGCUUGGAAUUUGAAUCUGCUUCCAAAACUUAAACACUUUGUAUGGAGGAUGUAUCAUAACGCAUUGGCAACAAAGCAAAAUUUAUGGCGUAGGCGGUGUGCCCAUUCUACCGAUUGCCCUAUCUGUCUAACAGCGGCGGAGUCUGUAGAACACCUUUUCUUCGGAUGUGAGUGGGCUAAGAGAGUUUGGUUUGACAGUGGGUUGGGCUUCAGAUGUGAUGAGCUUGACAUGGGAACAAUUUGGUCUUGGUUUGGCAAGCUUUUUGCAUCCUUAGGCACCGCUAGUGAGGGUCGAUCAGUGCUCUGCUCCAUGAUUUGGGUGGCCUGGAGUAUUUGGAAGGUACGAAAUGAGCAUCUCUUUAAUCACUACAUUGUGGAUCCUAUUGAGGUGAUUGCCAAGGCCAAACAAGAGGAAGCGGUUUUCUUGGCAGCUUGUGAGGUGGACUCUGCCUUUGUGGAAACAAUAGCUGGGGCACAGUCUUCAGGGCCUCAGUGGGUUCCUCCUCCGAGAGGGAUCUGGAAAAUUAACUGUGAUGCGGCAACUGAUCUGAGUAGAGGGAGGGGGGCUGUUGUAGUGCUUCUUCGCGAUGAGAAGGGCAAUCUGCUGGAUGAUAUUGCUGCAAAAAUUCGGUUGACAAUAGUAGUACAAGGAGAAACAAUUGCAGUUUGUCUUGCAUGCGCCAUGGCCCGUGCUAUUCAAUGUGUCGCAGUAGAGAUUGAGAGUGAUAGCAAAACUGUCAUUCAACUUUGUGUUUCAGAGGGGGUCCCUCCGUGGGAAAUUUGUGCUAUUAUACAAGACAUUCGGUCACUAGCCCAUAGUGGGGGUCUGACGUUCAAAUGGUCCCCCAGAGUUCGAAACAGAGCUGCACAUUGGGUGGCUACAGCUUGUCUACAUGAUUAUUUGCCUGUUCAUUGGGUGUCCCAGCCUCUUAUGGCUUUUGUUGGGUGCGUUUAG